Molecule: messenger RNA, 4119 nt
Organism: Pan troglodytes (chimpanzee)
Lineage: Eukaryota; Metazoa; Chordata; Mammalia; Primates; Hominidae
Gene: GPR151
Product: G protein-coupled receptor 151
Exons: 1
Coding region: 1157-2416 (419 amino acids)
Biological process (GO): G protein-coupled receptor signaling pathway
Cellular component (GO): plasma membrane
Molecular function (GO): G protein-coupled receptor activity
Source: RefSeq, a predicted model, not a curated record
UUUUCUUUUUUUUUUUUUUUCUUGUUUGUUUGGUAGAGGUGGGGGCGGGGGGGGGGUCUCACUUUGUUGCCCAGGCUGGUCUCGAACUUCUGGCCUUAAGCAAUCCUCCCGCCUCCACCUCCCCAAAUUCUGGGAUUACAGGCAUGAGCCAGUGUGCCCAGCACAAAAUCUUUACCAACUUUAAAAUAUAAUUUUAAAAAAUCUCUUAAAUGCCUUCCACAUAGAUAUUGAUUUUUCUUUCAUUUCUCUUGUCUUGGUAAAUCCUCUAGGAAUGCUCUCUGAAAAGCAGCUUAAUUCAUCAUGCAGUUGCCUUCAUCACCAUCACUUGUUGAAAAGUCUUAUUAGUAUGUAAAGCAGUUCUAAUUUGGAGCUGUAAAAUUACCUCUAAAAACUCGUAAUAGAAUAAACUGAGAGUCAUCCAUAAUUAGAUUUUUUUAAUAGGACUUCUAACUUGUUUUCAUUAUCCAGCUGUGUUUGAACUCAGCCAGCUGUUGAUGGGACUGAGGUGGUUGUAAGGGUUGGGGAAAAGAAGAGGAAGCUCAUCUCUGCAGAGUGGGUAGGGAAAGCUUUAGUUCUCAGUUUAAAACAGUGGUUCUCAAAGCGUGGUCUCCCAACCUGCAGCAUCAGAGUCUCAUGGGAACUUGUUAGAAAUGAUUUCUUGGGCCCUACUCCAGACCCACUGGAUCAGGCCAUCAGGUGAAGUUCAAAGAAUUUGGUUCAGAUGUAGUGUUCACUAAAUUACAGACAGCAGUCAAGAUUUUAGGAAGAGCUGGUUGAAAAUAAUUGCCUUGACUGGCUCUAGUGACCCCCCAAGGAACACAUGCCACUUACAUGUAUGUUCUCUUCAUUCAUCAUUUAUGGGUAUAUUUGUAUUACUCCACAGGGCUGAUGAUUUGGUAUUAGACUUGCUAAUGAGCAGCAGCCAUGUGCUCCUGCUAUCUGACAGUCGGUACAGUCACAAGUAUAUUGUACGCAGCAGAGAAGAGAUUAACAGCCAGCCUCCUUCCACAUUCUGCUCUCAGGAAAUAAGCAAGGGGAGGAUCCAGAAGUGUCAUUUGACACUGACGACAGAGUACUUAUUUCCUAUGCAAAAGAGCCCAGGCAGAAAGACAAACCUAAAUAAGAAUCUAACUUCUGUAAGAAGCUGUGAAGAGUGAUGCUGGCAGCUGCCUUUGCAGACUCUAACUCCAGCAGCAUGAAUGUGUCCUUUGCUCACCUCCACUUUGCCGGAGGGUACCUGCCCUCUGAUUCCCAGGACUGGAGAACCAUCAUCCCGGCUCUCUUGGUGGCUGUCUGCCUGGUGGGCUUCGUGGGAAACCUGUGUGUGAUUGGCAUCCUCCUUCACAAUGCUUGGAAAGGAAAGCCAUCCAUGAUCCACUCCCUGAUUCUGAAUCUCAGCCUGGCUGAUCUCUCCCUCCUGCUGUUUUCUGCACCUAUCCGAGCUACGGCGUACUCCAAAAGUGUUUGGGAUCUAGGCUGGUUUGUCUGCAAGUCCUCUGACUGGUUUAUCCACACAUGCAUGGCAGCCAAGAGCCUGACAAUCGUUGUGGUGGCCAAAGUAUGCUUCAUGUAUGCAAGUGACCCAGCCAAGCAAGUGAGUAUCCACAACUACACCAUCUGGUCAGUGCUGGUGGCCAUCUGGACUGUGGCUAGCCUGUUACCCCUGCCGGAAUGGUUCUUUAGCACCAUCAGGCAUCAUGAAGGUGUGGAAAUGUGCCUCGUGGAUGUACCAGCUGUGGCUGAAGAGUUUAUGUCGAUGUUUGGUAAGCUCUACCCACUCUUGGCAUUUGGCCUUCCAUUAUUUUUUGCCAGCUUUUAUUUCUGGAGAGCUUAUGACCAAUGUAAAAAACGAGGAACUAAGACUCAAAAUCUUAGAAACCAGAUACGCUCAAAGCAAGUCACAGUGAUGCUGCUGAGCAUUGCCAUCACCUCUGCUCUCCUGUGGCUCCCCGAAUGGGUAGCUUGGCUGUGGGUAUGGCAUCUGAAGGCUGCAGGCCCGGCCCCACCACAAGGUUUCAUAGCCCUGUCUCAAGUCUUGAUGUUUUCCAUCUCUUCAGCAAAUCCUCUCAUUUUUCUUGUGAUGUCGGAAGAGUUCAGGGAAGGCUUGAAAGGUGUAUGGAAAUGGAUGAUAACCAAAAAACCUCCAACUGUCUCAGAGUCUCAGCAAACACCAGCUGGCAACUCAGAGGGUCUUCCUGACAACGUUCCAUCUCCAGAAUCCCCAGCAUCCAUACCAGAAAAAGAGAAACCCAGCUCUCCCUCCUCUGGCAAAGGGAAAACUGAGAAGGCAGAGAUUCCCAUCCUUCCUGAUGUAGAGCAGUUUUGGCAUGAGAGGGACACAGUCCCUUCUGUACAGGACAAUGACCCUAUCCCCUGGGAACAUGAAGAUCAAGAGACAGGGGAAGGUGUUAAAUAGAUUUAAGUUUCAAAGCAAAACAAACUGUGAUUAUUGUAUUUACUUGUACUGCUGCUUAUCAAUAUUGCUGACUUUACAAACUAUGAUAUAAUUAUUACCAUUAGGAAUUAUAAAAAUAUUUCACAAUCUACACUUUCCAAAUGUGCAAUGUGGUAAGUAGAGAACCAUGUUAGAAGUAAUAAUUGUUUCAGAAUUAGAACUUGGCUUCCCAAACAAUUUAGGUGUUGUGUAAAGAUGUUGCUGUCAAAGUGAUUAGACAGCCUGGCUAUUCUGUCAUUUGUUCACAGAGGUUUUACUGGGUACCCCCUAGGACCAGCCCUGUAGUGGACCGGCUGGAGCCUGCAGUAGAGGUUCUGUCAAAGCUGAGCCCCUUUACCUUCAGUUUCACCCGGGACCUGCUAGUCCUAAUUUUACCUACUAAAUUGUAUUUCACAUAACCAAAGCUCAAAAUCUACUUUCACACAUUAAUGAUAAAUUUUAAUGCGUUCAUUUACUUAAUAAGUGUUAAUUUACUUGACGAAAAGUCCGUAUCAUAAUGUUCAUGACUGAAGGUCAAAGAAAAAGAAACAGCACCUUAUUCCAAUUCUGGACUCAUUUCAAGCCAUGGCUGGUUCUGGCUAAGUUUAAAUAAAUUCAAACUUAUACUAAAGCCUGCUUCAGUGAACUUUUUAAAGCUACCUGAAUGAGUCUUCAGUUUCUAAGUCUGAGAAUUGUAGCAGCUUUCCAAUGACAUUCAGUAGUCUGAUAUGGGGGAAAAAAAUACUUUAAAAAUGCCCUCUCUUCACUUCCAAAAUGUGGGAGUUAUUUUUCUAUAAGCAAAAAUGUGUUCCUCCUAAUAUCUCCUUUCUCCCAAGAUAAACCAUGGUUAAUGAUAUAGGUAUAGAUUACUCCUCAAAUACAAAUAAAAGAUGGAGAUGGUGAUCUUUCUUGUUAAUGGUACUAAACUUACCCUUACUUAGAACAUUGAACUUGAACCCUACUCAACUUUUAAAAUACUAUAGGAUUUCUAAGUUAUAAAAAUAAUCGAGCAACCUGAGAAAGAGAUUAAUAUCAAAAAGAGAAAAUUCAACAAAGGCAAGACAGAAUUUGGUUAAGAAUACAAAAUAAAAAGCAUAAGGGCAAUGCAGAAAGAAAAGCAGUAAAACUGUGUACCCAGACAUAUGGUAAAAUCUGAGUAACAGGCAAUAACCAUUCAUUUUAUAGCAAGGUAAAACAUACCCAAUAAAACAUGAUUAUAUUUCUGCCCCUUUUAAGUAUAAUGACAUUCACCCAUGAUUCUUGAUUACUUUGUUAUGGAACUCGGGUAUUUUCACUGAAAGGUUCCCUCAGAAUAGAAAUGCCUUUAGGGCAAACCAAGCCAUGGAGAAUCUGAAAUAUAAAGGAUAUGUUAUGGAAAAAAAAAGAUUUUGUUUUUUAUGUUGUCUAUGGGUUUCCGGAUUCUUCGCUUUUUCAUAAGUGGUCAUAGUUUGCUUUUUAACACAGGAGGUAGGGCUAUAUUCUUUUUACACCCUUCAUUACAAAUUUUAUUUGAAGCUCAUGUAUUCAAAUAAAGUAAAAUUUAACCCAAGAAUCCAAAAUAUUGUUUUGUGAUAUGGUAGUUAUAAAAAGGAUUAUCAUUGUCUGUGAUUAUUUGAAUUAAUAAUUUUUAUGUUCAUUAUAUGUAGUAAAUUUAGGAUGUAAGCUUCCAGGGUUUGACACUUUAA